GGGCCUUAUGAGGGGUGAUCCUUCCCCAAGUAGCUGUGCGCGGUGGGAAAGUAUACGGCAAGACUGCAACGCUUCAUGAUAUAAGUUGUCCGCCGCCGUAGCAAUCCUUAGGUCAAAGUUCCUCCUUCUCCAUCCACAUUCGUCAUCGGCUUCUGCACAACUGAAACAAAGCAGCAGUGCUCCGUGUUUGCCCCUCGCCCAACUCCUCUCCGACACCCAACAUUCACAAUGAACACGCUCCUCUCAGUCCUCGUGGCCAUGGCCUCCCUAGCCGCCGCGUCGCCCAUACUCCCGCCGUCGACCGCCCUCCUCUCGCGGCGCGACUCGGCGGAGCACGGCUGCACCGACACCUCGUUCGGACACCCCGACGCGUUCGCGUGGAGCGUCGCCGGCUUCGACUACCACGCCAGCUACACCUUCACGACGCCGGCGCACCAGAACAGCUGGGGCUACGUCAACUUCAACCUGACCAACCCGGCCCUGGCGCCCGCCGUCGCCGUCUGCUCGGCCUCAUCCAACCAGCCCACCGACUUCUUCUACGGCACCAUGGAGUACACGUGCGCCCUUCCGGGCGGCGGCCCCAUCGCCGGAGGCGGCCGUGGUGGGGAGGCCACCUUUGAUUUCAGCCGGCCCUCGGGUGUGCUCAACAUCAAGCAGACUUGGAGCUGCCACGACCAGGACCCGCAGUACCCAAUCACCUUUUGGGCAUACGGCAACGCCACCCUGUCUCUCGAGUGCGAGGACACGACGUGGACGAACCCAAACUGGACCCAGGGCCAGAUCUACUCGAGUCGCACCGUCCAAUGCGCGCCCGUCAGCCUCCCGAUCAAGCCCCACACCAUGACCGCUGUCGCAUAAUGGCCUGCGUCUAGUGCUUCUGCGUCCAGUCUUCCUCCUCGUCCUCGAAAGGCCAUCAUCUCAUUUCCCUUUUGCCGUUUGCGAUUUUAAACCCCACCAUCCUUUGACAAGGCACUGAUGAUUGUGAUGACGUCAAGAAUACUUUGUAAUUUAAUCA
This is a messenger RNA of Gaeumannomyces tritici R3-111a-1, 1015 nucleotides long. RefSeq lists its product as hypothetical. The transcript has 2 exons. The record is from RefSeq and is a predicted model, not a curated record. Bases 229 to 858 code for a protein of 209 amino acids. Lineage: Eukaryota; Fungi; Ascomycota; Sordariomycetes; Magnaporthales; Magnaporthaceae.